GGUAUGGCCCCCACGUUUACAUUCCCUUCGUCUGACCAAAUAGUAACUGAUGGAAACACGGCUUUGUUUAUGUGCCAGACGAGCGGAGCUCCAAAACCUGCCAUCACCUGGAGGAAAGGAUCUCAGGUCUUAGCUAGCGGCUCUGUCCAGGUUCCCAGGUUCACGCUGUUACAGACAGGCGGUUUGCAGAUUCGGCCAAUCAGCUUCCAGGAUUCAGGAGAUUACACGUGCAUAGCCUCCAACGCUGAGGGAAGCAUCAACUCCACCUCUUCGCUCACCGUCUGGAGCCGCACAGUCAUUUCUGUGCCUCCAACCGACCAACGAGUUAUCAAAGGAACCACUGCUCUUCUGGUCUGUACUGCUACACAUGACCCCAGAGUCAAUAUCAGCUUCAGCUGGGAGCGUGGGGGCGUGCUGGUUCGUCCCAGCAGCGGGGGGCGUGUCUCCAUGCGGCAGGGUUCCCUCACUAUUGGCCAGACGUGGUCAGGUGACAUUGGGGACUACACCUGCACUGUGAAAUCACGGGCUGGCAACGAUUCUCAGUCUGCACGCCUCGAAGUCAU
Notothenia coriiceps (black rockcod) is the source of this 563-nucleotide messenger RNA. Its product is annotated as protein sidekick-1-like. The transcript is spliced from 4 exons. The record is from RefSeq and is a predicted model, not a curated record. The annotation marks the transcript as partial. NCBI's taxonomy places the organism in Eukaryota, Metazoa, Chordata, Actinopteri, Perciformes, Nototheniidae.